GAAAUAUCUUGUCGGUUCCAGCCGCUAUUUAGUAAGCGACCGACAACAAGUACUGUUGCGUGAUCUACAAAACUAUAAAGGCGAUUUAGCCAUAAGUGAACAUCGAGACGCUGCUGAGGCAAAAAUGGAUGAAUUCGACGUGCGUGCGGUUGAUCAGGGAACAGCAGCGGACGAGCAGGUGGACCAGGCCCCCUCAGUCCUUGCAGAAGAGAGGGACAUAACCACGGAAGCAUUGGCGCAGAGAAACAGUUAUGGGAGCCAAGCGGAGGCUCCUUCAACGGCAGGGGAAGAUAAUGUGAAAGAAGAUGUUUCGGUGAACAAGGGUGUGACAGUUCUCGUCGUGACGGAUGUCAAUGGCAGCGACCAAAUCCAGAACAGCGGAGUCGAAGCGGAUCAAAGACAUGAACAGGAAGAAGAAGCGAAACAUAUGCUCGCUUCUGAAAGCAGAGAAGAGCUGCCUGACAGUGAGCUGGUUUCAGCUGGACCGAGACACGAGGAGGAGGAGGCAGCUUCGAGAAAAUUGCACGACGCGGCGAGCGUCAAAGACGACCAACAGGCUGCACCGCAGAGCCGUCAUGAUGAACGGGAACGCAGAAACGAGAGAGGGACAAACAUGGUGACUGACUCACUAGAACGCGCAUUUUCACUCAUCCAAGGGGUAUUUCAGUGCAUCAGCAGAAGCCUGGAAAGAGUAACCCAGGAAGAUUUCCGGGCUGCAGCGAGACAGAAUAUCCAAAUGCUUGCAAGCGGAAACGUAACACCCUUGGAACAGUGCGUAUCGAGCCUGCUAGGAGAGUGUUCAGGGUUGAGUGAGCAAGUGUUUCCAUGUGCGGCGACAACGCCUGAGGGGUAUGAUUCAGAUACUCCAAAGCCGCCACCCAUAGUUAUGAUUGUUGACACGCCAGCAGGCCCCUACAUACGCGUCGUGCCGAAUGGUUUGGUGGAUGAAGCCGUAAAGCAGGGUCUUGUCCGGGACGAAGAUGUUCAGCUGCAGAGAGAGUUCCCAUUUUCUCAGUCCAAGCAAUCUACGAAACUGGCAUAAGGUCGCGUGGUGGUUGAGACUGUCGUCUAGGCGCCGCUGUUUCCAUUGACGAAUGUAAAGAAGCAAAGCAAUUUGAUUUGAAGCAACGCCAAAAGGAGUUUCGAAUGCGUUUGUUUCCGGUUUCCUGAUUAUUUGGUGCCUCUAACCGGCCUUCUGGGGAACGCCGUCGCGUUAGGCCGCUUGCUGAAAUUCCUGGUCCUCUGUUCACUGGUGAGGCACGCGUAUGUAGGCGAACGUGAGGCUACGCAACAAUUGGGUACGGGAACGUCCUUUGCUGUGGUUCACCUCCUGUGUCGCGGCCUGGUCCCUCUGUAGUGUUUCUCUGUCACAUCACCUAAACAUAUCAUCCUGGCCGAUGUGGAGAACAGUAUAGUAUAGCAGUCUGUUUCGCGGGAAACCAUACUUGAGAUGACUUCCUUCAGUAUUCUGGUACAGCGGAUACUACGCCUUCUGUACCAACUUCCGCUUUUAAUCUAAGCGAACAUUCGAAUUGAGAGGCACUCACUCUCGCGAUUCUGAAUUCUGAAGUUGCUCCUAUGGGGCACUUUUCGUGUGCUUGCAUUGCUCCUCAGUUUCGUGAGAGAUAUUAAAACGUCGUUUCAUAAUGCGUAUCAGAUCUUAUCGGUAUUCGGCUUACGAUGCGUAGCCUUUUAUGAAGCCGGAAACUCAAUGCGGGCGAGGUUCGACAUUGAAAGUGAUCAGCAGUGGUGACUUUACGUUGCCUGAAGCUACACGGAAUUAGUUGAUCCGGGAAUGGCACAGGGAAGUCACUCCAACGAAGCGGGGCUCGAAAUUAUUGUCUUUUCGUCUUGGCAGUUUCUGUCAGUUCUCAACGCGGAAAGAGAGAUUUCUUCAAUGCCGUUGUCUCUUCGAGAGGAACAACUUCUCCUACAUAAUGCCAUCACAGAUUUCUUAUGACUGGAGCCGUAAGGGAGUUCGAAAAUGAGCUCUUGUGCUGUCUAAACUUGGCGCAGUCCCGAUACGGAAA
Molecule: messenger RNA, 2030 nt
Organism: Toxoplasma gondii ME49
Lineage: Eukaryota; Apicomplexa; Conoidasida; Eucoccidiorida; Sarcocystidae
Exons: 1
Coding region: 125-1042 (305 amino acids)
Source: RefSeq, a predicted model, not a curated record